Molecule: messenger RNA, 810 nt
Organism: Arvicanthis niloticus (Nile rat)
Lineage: Eukaryota; Metazoa; Chordata; Mammalia; Rodentia; Muridae
Gene: Tstd1
Product: thiosulfate sulfurtransferase like domain containing 1
Cellular component (GO): cytoplasm
Molecular function (GO): thiosulfate-thiol sulfurtransferase activity
Source: RefSeq, a predicted model, not a curated record
CGAUCUCGGGAGGAGGCAGCAGCUGGUACCAUUCCUGGGGCACUCAACAUCCCUGGUAUAAGAUUUCCCUUGUUGGCACAGGAACAGUCCAUGAUGGUCUUAACUAAAGAAGCCUCAUUUAGUAUGCAGUGGGGGCAGUACUGGUAGACAUAGGGCCUUAGAUUUGCUCAAGCCAGCCCUCAGGUUCCCCAGACAAAGGCUAAAUGGAGAUAGAUCCUGGCAGUGGAACUAGCUUAUCCAGUUUGAGGGGACAGCAGGUGGCCAGAGGGGCAGAUCCCCAUCUGAAUGCUGACUUCCCCGAGGCUGGAUGCUUUAAUCCACUUGAUCCUCCACUGUCUGCUUAAGACUCAGGAAGUGGCAGCGUUUGCUGGCCUAACUUUGCAUUGGUACUCUGUUCUUGUCUUUGAGGAUGGUAUGGGGUGGGGGUGGCUACCGUAUGUUGUUGGGACAGUCUCUGCAGAUAGCUGGGAUUCAGCUCUUUCAGCCCCAUCUUGUGAACCUCGGUGCACCACUGGCUUUCUGUCUUGUCCUCUCUCAGUGUCAGAGUUGGAAAUCGCCUUGAAUAUGGACCCAGCUGCUUUUCAGACUUUGUACUGUGCUGAGAAGCCCAAACUAGAAGACAGGAAUCUUAUUUUCUUCUGUCAGAUGGGCAGGCGAGGUCUCCAGGCUACACAGCUGGCACAAGGUCUUGGAUACACAGGGGCUCGAAACUAUGCUGGGGCCUAUAAGGAAUGGCUGGAGAAAGAGGGCUAGAUAGAAGGCUCACUGGUUUGUGACAGUCCUCAGGGCCACCUUGCUGGGCUAGGCAAA